Molecule: messenger RNA, 663 nt
Organism: Stereum hirsutum FP-91666 SS1
Lineage: Eukaryota; Fungi; Basidiomycota; Agaricomycetes; Russulales; Stereaceae
Exons: 3
Coding region: 1-663 (220 amino acids)
Source: RefSeq, a predicted model, not a curated record
AUGUCGCUUCUCGGGGAGCAGAGGUGGAUGGAGAUCGGGAUCGGGUCAAAGCUUCGAGAGCUACAGGACGAGGAUGUCAGGGGCUUGAGCGAUGCGGUGUUGAAGGAGGCGGACAAGGCAUCCAUGGAGUUUUCCUGGCAAAAGGCUGCAGCUGGGAACACCACACUCGCCACCACCCGGCUUCUGAAAGAGGUCUCAGAGAAGCAGAUGAAGAUGUCGUGGAUAUGGACAGCGGUUGACAUCCGAGAGGACGGUUCGGAUCCAGGGUUCAACGAUGCAUUAUGGAUUGAGUGGGCAAAAGCAAGGGCUCGGGCCGAACGUUGGACCGAGGAGGUUCAGCUGGUCUCUGAGGAGAUGAGGCAAACCAUCGAGUAUUGUAAGUGGAGAAAGGUGUGGUGGGAGGCCAAAAUUGGGGCCCGCAAGGAUGUGGUACCGGAGCUCGCUAACGGCCCCCGUGCAAAGAACCUCAUAGGCUGUGGUUUCGCGGAGAACAACCAGGAGGAAGGGGAUAGCUCUGUGCCCGAGCCGUCAGCUACUGUGUUUUUAAACUUACGAGAUCUUCAGGUGCUGGUUGAUGAUGAGGAUGAGGGUGGUGAUGACGAGGGUGAUGAUGACGAUGAUGAGGAGGGAGUCGAGGAUAAUGAAGACUUGACGAACAACUGA